AUGAAAUAUGAGGAUGCAUCAAUUGAUCUGCAGGUGUGUUCCUGGGCGUUCAAGGCUGGCCGCUGCUUUUUCCGCAGCCGCUACGUGCGCACAGAAGCAUUCAUGGCAGAGCAGGAGGCCGGUCGAAUGCUGUUCAGGGGUGCGUUCUCGGUUGGCAACCCAUCUGGCGGUCGAUUUUUUAACCCCCUGGACCUUCGCAUCAAAUCCAUUGCCAAUACCAACGUUGUGCACUGGGGAGGCCGCACGCUCGCCCUGCAUGAGGUGAUGACCCCCAAAACUUUGGGUCCCACAUCCGCACCUUCAGGCAAGGCCGCGCUCUCUUCUGCAUCGCAUGCCAGGCUCUGCAGGGAGGAUGAUGGCUCUCGGCGGCUGAUCGGGUCAACAUUUGCCGAGGGGCUCACAAAGGGGACGCUGACAUUUCUGGAGUAUGGAGAAGACCUGCAGGUGCUGUUCAAAACCACAGCAGAGCUCCCGGGAGCGGGGUUCGGCUUCUUCCACGACAUGCUGGUGACUGAUCAUUACUACAUUGCGCUGGAAAAUCCCAUGCGCCUGGACCUGUCCAAGAUGGCGACCCAGUACGCCCUCGGCCGCGCCUGCCUCGCCGAGUGUCUGAAAUAUGACCCUGCCAAGCGCACGAAGAUACACUUGAUCCCCCGGCCCGGCCGCUCGGGUUGUCAUUGUGCUGCAGGAAAGGCAGGGAAGCGAGUGACUUUGGAAACAGAGCCGCUAUUCUGCUUUCACCAUGUGAACGCAUUUGAGGAACCCGGCAGCGAGCGCGUGAUGAUGGACUGCCUGGCAAUGUCCGGGGGCGUUGACUUCGGCGCCGAUUUUGGAAAUCUGAGCGCGGAGUUUUUCCAGCGCGCCCUCUGGCGCACCGCGCUCACCCGACUCACCCUUGACCCUGCUGGUGGAAGGGUGGGUGUGUCAAGGAUAGCGGAGCAGCAAUCGAUGGAGAUGCCUUCUUUGGCUCCGGCCUGUUCUGGCCGCCCCUACCGCUACGCGUAUGUCACCAGCAGCAGAUUUGUGGGGCCGCGCGGCUGGGGACCCCCCCAGGUAAUGUACCCUUUUGUCAACACACCCACUGUUUUUGUUUCACUGUUUUGUUUCACAGACGCUGUCCCUGCGAGGAGGCAGGGUGCCGAUGAGUCAGCAAUUGGGUCAUCAGGCAGGCUGGAGCGGUGGAGCCCAGGCAGGGACAGCUUUGCCCAGGAGGCCAUCUUUGUGCCCAGGACGGGCAGGGGGGAUAGUAGCGAUGACAAGGGGAAUGAUGUUGAUGACAGGCGGAGCGAAGACGAGGGUUGGCUGCUGGCGCCGGUGUUCCGGUCGGCAAGCAUGACUACGGACUUAGUCAUCCUCGACGCUGCUGAUGUGGCGGCCGGCCCUGUCGCCACGAUUCACCUCCCCCACCAUAUCCCCAUAGGCAAGUCACUCAAAACCCUCCCUUAUUCCAAUUGGCAUCCCUGA
Molecule: messenger RNA, 1464 nt
Organism: Coccomyxa subellipsoidea C-169
Lineage: Eukaryota; Viridiplantae; Chlorophyta; Trebouxiophyceae; Coccomyxaceae
Product: carotenoid oxygenase
Exons: 8
Coding region: 1-1464 (487 amino acids)
Biological process (GO): carotene catabolic process
Molecular function (GO): carotenoid dioxygenase activity
Source: RefSeq, a predicted model, not a curated record